Anguilla anguilla (European eel) is the source of this 3229-nucleotide messenger RNA. RefSeq names its product mucin-2-like. The transcript is spliced from 7 exons. Lineage: Eukaryota; Metazoa; Chordata; Actinopteri; Anguilliformes; Anguillidae. The record is from RefSeq and is a predicted model, not a curated record. The coding region runs from base 8 to 2914 and encodes 968 amino acids.
ACCUUCUAUGACAGCAGCUCAAACUACAACUAUCGCUCCAACAACAAAAACUGUUCCGCCAACAACAGCUGUUCAUCCCACAGCAAGUACUCCAGCAACAACAGAAGCUCCAACUGCAAGCAUUCAUCCCACAAUGGCAACUGAAGCUCAGACAACUUCAACAAAACCAAGCACCACUAUAGUUGCUCAAACAACAACAUCACCUACUGCAACGGUGGCAAAAACUACUACUAUCGCUCCAACAACAAAAACUGUUACACCUGCAACAGCUGUUCAUCCCACAGCAAGUACUCCAGCAACAACAGAAGCUCCAACUGCAAGCAUUCAUCCCACAAUGGCAACUAAAGCUCAGACAACUUCAACAAAACCAAGCACCACUAUAGUUGCUCAAACAACAACAUCACCUACUGCAACGGUGGCAAAAACUACUACUAUCGCUCCAACAAUAAAAACAGUUCCACCUACAACAGCAGUUCAAUACACAUCAGGUUCUCAAGCUACAACAGAAGCCCGAACUAUAAGCAAUCUUCCCUCACCAACAGCUGAAGCUCAAACCACUACAAAUAAACCUACCACCACCACAGUUGCUCAAACAACAAUAGCACCAACAACAACGGCAGCUGGAACUACAGCUAUCGCUCCAACAACAAAAACUGUUCCACCUACAACAGCAGUUCAUAACACAUCAAGUGGACCAGCUACAAAUCAAGCUGCCACCAUAACCAAACUUCCCACACCGACAGCUGAAGCUCAAAUGACAGCAACAAAACCUACCACCACUAUAAUUGCUCAAACAACAAUAACACCAACUGCAAUGGUAGCUGGAACCAGAACUAUUGCUCCAUCAACAAAAACAGUUCCACCUACAACAGCAGUUCAUACCACAUCAAGAACUCAGGCUGCAACAGAAGGUCCAACCACAAGCAUUCUUCCCACAAAGACAGCUAAAGCUCAAUCAACUACAACAAAACCAACCACCAUCAUAAUUGCUCAAACAACAAUACUACCAACUGCAACGGUGACUGGAACCACAACUAUCGCUCCUGCAACAAAAUCUGUUACACCUACAACAGCAGUUCAUAACACAUCAAGUGGACCAGCUACAAAUCAAGCUGCCACCAUAACCAAACUUCCCACACCGACAGCUGAAGCUCAAAUGACAGCAACAAAACCUACCACCACUAUAAUUGCUCAAACAACAAUAACACCAACUGCAAUGGUAGCUGGAACCAGAACUAUUGCUCCAUCAACAAAAACAGUUCCACCUACAACAGCAGUUCAUACCACAUCAAGAACUCAGGCUGCAACAGAAGGUCCAACCACAAGCAUUCUUCCCACAAAGACAGCUAAAGCUCAAUCAACUACAACAAAACCAACCACCAUCAUAAUUGCUCAAACAACAAUACUACCAACUGCAACGGUGACUGGAACCACAACUAUCGCUCCUGCAACAAAAUCUGUUACACCUAUGACAGCUGUACAUACCACAUCAAGUACUCCACCUACAACAGAAGUUCCAACUGCCAGUAUUCUUCCCACAACGACAACUGAAGCUAAAACAACUACAAGAAAUCCAACCACCAUGAUAGUUGCUCAAACAACAAUACCACCUACUACAACGGCGGCAAAAACUACAACUAACGCUCCAACCACAAAAACUGUCGCAACUACAACUGCAGUUCAUACCACAUCAAGUACUCCAGUUACAACUGAAGGUGCAACCACAACAAAUACUCCCCCACCUACAACAGAAGCUCCAUUAACUACUACUAAACCUACCACCACCAUUGUUGCUCCAACAUCAAUACCACCUACUACAACUGCGGCUGGAACUACAGCUAUUGCUCAAACAACAAAAGCUUUUCAAAUUACAACUGUAGUUCCAACAGUUGCUCAUACUACAACUAUAGCAACAGCCACAGCAUCUGCUCCAUCUACAACUAUGGUUCCAACUACAUCAAGUGCUUCAACUACAAAUGAAGUGGCAACCACCGCAAAUAUUACAACUACAAGAGAAACUCCAAAACCAACAGUCACUGCUGCAACAAAUUCUUUAGCAUCUUCAACAACUUUACCUGUUACAUCAACACAUCAACCAGCCACUUCAAGUGUUCCUGACAUUCCAGUAGCACCAACGUUCCCGGGAACGACGACAAGUACAGCAGCUCGAACCACCUCGAGUCCACGUAGAAUCAUUGGCAAGGUUUUCAUCUUCAUUCGACUUGUGUUCCACACCAUCAAGCCUGUCCCCAGUGAGAAGGAGAUUCUCACUAUGGCCCAAACUCUCUUUGAUGUUCGUUUAAGGCAGUUGAAUAAUCCAGUGCGCGUGCGGCGCCAAAUAAGGAAGAUGAAUGAUCCAGUGAGAGUGCAGAAUAUUGCUUAUAAGAAACUAUCUGAACAUUCCUUUGAAAUGACACUGGGCUACGAGAUAAAAGACGUGAGCAUGCCAGAAUAUACCGGACUCAGGAAUGAGACAUACGGGAACGUCCAGGACUCCAUCAACAAACUGUUGAACCUAAUGCUGAACCAACCUGGUGCAAAUCCUUUCAUCUUUCCACAAGCAAAUUAUACGAACAUGCCUAACCAGAUUAAUGCUAAUGUGGAGUACGUCUUUCGGCAAGGUGACAUCAAUCAGCCAAGCCCGUUCUUGACUGCAGUCCUGAAUGCUAGUGGUCUGGCCACCACCGCAGCCCCCACCACCACAAGCAGCCCUGUCCUCCUGCUGAUCACAAGUACUGCAGGCAGGUUCCCUGGAUGGGCCCUGGCCAUCAUAAUCCCCUGCGGUAUCGUCAUCAUCCUCCUCCCCUUCUGGAUCCUCUUGUGUUGCCUCCUGUGUGGUUGCUGUGCCGCCAUUAAGAGAUGGCAUAGGAGGCGGGUCUACCACAUACAACAGUACAGGACUCAUCCCCUCUGAGAGGGUGGAGCUUGGACGUUCGGCUGGAAUCUGAAAAACAAGAGAGAAAGAUUUUUGUGCUGAUGAGUAGUUUUAAUACUUUUUUGCAUUUACAAGCGGCUGAGAAAUAUUUUUAAAUGAUUCUUGCAAAAAAAAGAAAAAAAAAAAAGAACAUAUUACAGCCUGUGCUGAAAUUAGCUUGCUUUCCCUAUUGGCUAAACACCAGGUUUUCAGUGGUAGGCAUUAACUGGGUAUUAGUUACAUAACAAAAAGAAAUGAGGAUUGUUUUACAUAUGGUGUGUCUUAUGGAUAGGAAUGUUAAUUAGUGCUACCCCA